UCCUCCCCCGACGGUCGUGUCCUAUAGAAAGAGACACUGGGUGUGAACUACAAUUGUGGAGCUCCCUCUCCAGAUCUAAGUAAAACCACAUUGGGGAAUGCUCUCUCUCUCUCACACACACACACACACACACACAUGCGCACAGUCACACAAUCCCUGCCCCACACUACGCCUCGGUCACGUCAAGUUGCUCGAGUCAGCUCCCCUUCCUGUUUUCCAGCAGUUACGUCGUCCUGCGCGUCGUGUUUUCAUAGACUGGGCUGAGCAGGAAGUCCAGGAAAUUUAAAAAAAAAAAAAAAAAAAAGAUUUGCCCAGGAAGAGGCACAACACCGUUUAAAAGAGGAAGAAAGGACCCACGCGGAGACGCUUUUAUGAGGACAUUAUGAUGUCUGACGCCAGAGGGGAGAGGGGCAUCUGUUGGACGCCGUAGGGGCCGGGGAGAGGUACAAAAGCAACAUGGAAGCGCUGAGAGAGUCUUUUCUGAACUUGACUUUUCAGAUGUCAUCGUAUAAGAGAGCCACUUUGGAUGAGGAGGACCUGGUGGACUCCACCAGCGACGACGUCUACCCGUCAUCACCCAUGCAGGUGACCCUCCUGCGCGGCCGCGGCCCUUGGUGCUGGUCGGACCGGACGCAGAGGGAGAGGAGGCUGCUGCUCGCCGUGGGCUUCGUGUCGUUGGGCCUCUUCGCGUCUCUCAUCGCAACCGCCGUCCUAUACAGACAGACUCACCCGGGCCUGUGCCUGACCGAGCCCUGCAUCAAUGUGGCCAGCGCGGUCUUGGGAGCCCUGGACCGAUCCGUCGACCCCUGCCACGACUUCUACAACUUUGCCUGCGGGGGCUGGGUGAAGAAAAACCCCCUCCCCGAGGGCAAGUCCCGCUGGGGACCUUUCAGCGACCUGUGGGAGCACAACAUCCUCGCGAUGAAGCAUUUACUAGAAAACACAUCGAUGAAAGGCCUGAGCAAGGCCGAGGAGAAGGCCCAGCGCUACUAUCAGGCCUGCAUGAACGAGGCCAAGAUUGAGGAGUUGGGGACCAAGCCGCUGCAGGAGCUGAUCAGCCAGAUAGGGGGCUGGGCCCUGACGGGACCCUGGGACAAGGACAACUUCCAGGAAGUCCUGCGUAUGGUGUCGGCCAACUAUCACACCUCGCCUUUCUUCACCGUGUUCGUCAGCACCGACUCCAAAAACUCCAACAGCAACAUCAUCCAGGUGGAUCAGUCCAGCUUGGGGCUUCCUUCGCGGGAUUACUACCUCAACCAAACGGCGAACGAAAAGUACCUGACGGCGUACCUCAACUUCCUCACGGAGUUGGGGGUUCUCCUGGGCGGCGCCGAGGACGCGUCCCGGACGCUGAUGGGGGAGAUCGUGGACUUUGAGACUAACCUGGCCAACAUCACAGUCCCUCAGGAGGAGAGACGAGACGAAGAGCUCAUCUACAAUAAGAUGGAGGCCAAGGACCUGAUGACUCUGGUCCCUGCCGUGGACUGGAUGCCGUACCUCAAAGAAGUGUUUGCUCCCGUGCCGCUCAACGAGUCGGAGCCGGUGGUCGUUUACGCCAAAGAAUACCUCCAGCAAGUUUCUGACCUCAUAACUAAGACGAAUAAAAGCCUACUCAACAACUACAUGAUCAUGAAGGUGGUGAGGAAGAUGGGCUCCAUUUUGGACCAGCGGUUUCAGGACGCAGAGCAGCGCUUCCUUGAGGUCAUGUACGGCACGAAGAAGAGCUGCACGCCGCGCUGGAAGCUGUGCGUCAGCGACACGGACAGCGCCCUGGGCUUCGCUCUGGGAGCCAUGUUCGUCAAAGCCACCUUCGCCGAGGACAGCAAGGCCAUUGCCGAAGAUAUGGUCGCGGACAUUAAAUGGGCAUUUGAGGACAGCCUGAAGAAUGUCAGGUGGAUGGACUCGGAGACCAAAAAAGCAGCCAAAGAGAAGGCAGACGCUAUAUACAACAUGGUUGGCUAUCCAGAGUUCAUCAUGAACGCCACCAAGCUGGACAAGGUGUUCAAUGAUUUCGAGGUGGUCUCCGAGCUCUACUUCCAGAAUGUCAUGCAGUACUACAACUUCUCAGCCAGAGUGACCGCGGACCAGCUGAGGAAAACUCCCAACAGAAACCAGUGGAGCAUGACCCCGCCGACCGUGAACGCGUAUUACAACCCGACCAAGAAUGAGAUGGUUCUGCCCGCGGGGAUUCUUCAGGCUCCGUUUUACAGUCGUUCCUGGCCCAAGGCUCUCAACUUCGGUGGAAUCGGCGUGGUCAUGGGACACGAACUGACCCAUGCUUUCGACGACCAAGGGAGGGAGUACGACAAGGAUGGAAACCUGCGUCCCUGGUGGAAGAACUCUUCGGUGGAGGCCUUCAAGCAGCAGACGGAGUGCAUGGUGGAGCAGUACGGAAAUUACAGCGUCAACAAGGAGCCCCUGAAUGGGAAGCACACGCUGGGAGAGAACAUCGCCGACAACGGGGGCCUCAAGGCCGCCUACAAGGCCUAUGUGAACUGGAUCAAAAAGAACGGCGAGGAGGCCACACUACCUGCCCUGGGAAUGACCAACCAUCAGCUCUUUUUCGUGGGAUUCGCCCAGGUGUGGUGCUCCGUCAGGACACCCGAAAGCUCACACGAGGGCGUCAUCACAGACCCCCACAGCCCGUCCAGAUUUCGAGUCAUCGGCACCAUCUCCAAUUCGCAAGACUUCUCGAAGCACUUUGGCUGCAAAUCCGACGCUCCCAUGAACCCGAAGCACAAGUGUGAGCUCUGGUGAUGCCUCGUUGCUGUUAAUCAGCGAGGAGAGAAAAGGACGUUUGGGAGAAACUCUGACAAACUCUCUAGGGGGGGGGCGCAACACAAGAACCACUGAAACCCUCACUGCCGUGCCACUGCUUCCAGGACCACAUUUGCCUGCAAUCUUCAGUGCUUCUCCUCAAGGACUGUUGUUUGAGUGAUCUGCAUUCCCCAACUUCUGAAGUUAAAUAUAGAACUAUGAACGUGCACUGAACCCAGCGAAUGGUGUCAGAAAAAAAGGGGGAACCACUCUCCUGUUUUCUGAACUGCUUGUCACUCAUGAAGUUGUACAUGUGUUCUUUUUUCUUCUCGACUGUGCUUGGGAAUGCUCCCAUUUCAAUUUGUUGUAUUUUAAGAUCACAAUUUUUUAACGAUGAAAAUUGAUACAGUUUUAAAUAUGUUUAUGAAUGGUGUACAUGUGUUUUAAUACUCAAGUAGCCGUUUCUACUUGAACCAUUGCAAUAUUUAACACUUUGCAAACGUAUGUUUUAUAGAGAUAUGGAUGUGAUUUGUGUCCCAUUGCCGUGGCUUAAUUUCUGUAAUGGAAAAACAAAGCAAAUCAGACACAGAAGGGAGAAAGUAAGACAUUCACAGCAAUAAAUUGAACUAUUUCUUCCAUUUUAGAGCUUGGUCUUGCAGGCCAACUUAUGUGCCAAGGAGUUUGUCACAAAUUAUUUUGCAUAGUAAAACCAGUCUUAAAACCACUUUGUCUCCUCAAUUUGUUCGUGAUCUGGUGCCUUGUCGUACAGAGAUGUGUGGCUAUUCCAACCCAGUGUUUCACAUUAAACUAUUAGUCCAAUUGUGGCGAAAUAAAUGGGACGUUCCUUUGGUGACUUUAGGAUGUGAAGCAGGCAGAAGAUCGACAGAUGGCGCCAAUAUGACACAAAUCAGUGGUGAAGUCCUGCAGUUGUGCAGAAAACGGACCAUGAUUUAUACAGGAUUUAUGCAAUGCAAACAUCCAAAUGACUAAUUUUUUACAAUUUGAUGCUACUAAAAUAUUUUGUUUGAAUGUCUUGCUUCUCGCGGUGUUAAGAAAUGCCAAUAACAAGGUUUUUACUUUCUGGACUUUAAUAUAAUUUACUAAAUUGAGGACUUGUAUCUAAAAUUGAUUUUAAAAAAAAAAGUAUAUUGACACACGGAAAAAACGAUUAAAAAACACGAUGGACACGCGAACCAUCCAUCUCGAUCCGAUCGUAGGCAUGGAUUGUAGGUUCUUUGAUUGGCCGAGCGUAUCCGUAGAUUCCCGAGAAUUGCCGAAUCAUCUGUCCUGCCCGGACUGCUGGAAGCGGCCGCAACGCCAUGUUGGCGAAGUCUCUCAUCUCUGUGAGAAAAAAAAUGAUAGAAAA
Messenger RNA from Pungitius pungitius (ninespine stickleback), 4123 nucleotides. It is a transcript of the gene ece1, whose product is annotated as endothelin converting enzyme 1. Gene Ontology annotation, cellular component: plasma membrane. Lineage: Eukaryota; Metazoa; Chordata; Actinopteri; Perciformes; Gasterosteidae. The coding region runs from base 457 to 2757 and encodes 766 amino acids. Gene Ontology annotation, biological process: peptide hormone processing. The record is from RefSeq and is a predicted model, not a curated record. Gene Ontology annotation, molecular function: metalloendopeptidase activity. The transcript has 18 exons.